Messenger RNA from Brenthis ino (lesser marbled fritillary), 1005 nucleotides. The record is from the annotation of a GenBank genome assembly. NCBI's taxonomy places the organism in Eukaryota, Metazoa, Arthropoda, Insecta, Lepidoptera, Nymphalidae.
AUGGACAAAAUUACAUUACAAGAUCAUAGUUACUUCACAGUCGAAAUUUUGAAAGCAUUAGUUCAAAACCGAAUAACAACACUUAUACAAUUUAUACAAGAAGAUGCAGAAAAAUUAUCAGUGUUGACUAAAUUAAACUUGCCACAAAUCUUGGAAAUAAGAAAUGAUAUUUUUAGUAAAUAUUCAGCACCAUUAAUUAGUGGUUCUACACUGUUUGUAAGAGGUUUUACAUGUAGGAAAUAUAUAGCCACUGGUAUCGAAAGCUUAGAUUCAAUUUUGGGUGGAGGUAUUUCUAUUGGAUAUAUUUCUGAGAUAUAUGGCCUGGCUUGCUGUGGAAAAACUCAAUUAUGUACACAGUUAGCUAUUAACAGUGUUAAAGAUUUUAACAAUACAGUUCUUUAUAUUGAUACUAAAGGGGAUUUUUCUGCAGUUAGAGUACAAAAAAUUCUAGAAGGAAAUGGUUUUUCCCAUAAGGAUAUGGCUGCUAUAAUGAUAAAAAUAAAAGUGAUACAUAUUUGGUCUAUGGAAGAUUUAAUAAAAUUGUUGGAAGGUCUUAAACAUUUUACUUUAAAAACUGAAAAAUUAUCAUUAAUAAUUAUUGAUUCAUUGCCAAGUCUUAUGUUGCAGCAUUUUGGAGAUAAUAAUAAACUUGGAUUAACAUAUUUGAAUAAAGUUGUAAAUCUUAGUAGAUUUCUUAGUAAAGAGCUGGAAAUUGGCUUUGUGUGUGUUAAUAUUCAAACAAGAUGGAUUGAUUCAGAUGUUCGAGAUUCAGAUGUUGAAGAUCAGACCACUUCAGUUUAUGACUCUGGUUAUAUAGAGAAAAGAAACCGUGGUCUAGGCAAGUAUUGGCACCACAUUCCUGCAGUACUAAUUCUGAUGGAAAAGAAUAAUUAUCCUGUUACUGACAAUAAUGGAUGUUCUAUAAUAAAUAUUACAGUGUCAAAACAGAACAUCCCAUAUAUUUCUAAAAGUUGUCAAAUAAAUGUUAAUGUACUAGGUGUAAGC